Messenger RNA from Filobasidium floriforme, 3015 nucleotides. RefSeq names its product adaptin N terminal region-domain-containing protein. The record is from RefSeq and is a predicted model, not a curated record. Gene Ontology annotation, molecular function: clathrin-cargo adaptor activity. Bases 346 to 2910 code for a protein of 854 amino acids. NCBI's taxonomy places the organism in Eukaryota, Fungi, Basidiomycota, Tremellomycetes, Filobasidiales, Filobasidiaceae. The transcript is spliced from 12 exons. Gene Ontology annotation, biological process: Golgi to vacuole transport; intracellular protein transport; receptor-mediated endocytosis. Gene Ontology annotation, cellular component: Golgi apparatus; AP-1 adaptor complex; membrane coat.
ACAAGUCUCCGCUCAGCUUCGGGUGUCGCACUGAACAGCUGGAUGGGACGUUAUGAGCUCGAACCAUUCUAUGAGCGUUCGAUGACCAGUGAAUCCUGUAGACAAUCAAAUACCAAACAUCAGAGAAGUAUCCACCUUCCAGUCACAGGCUACCUUGAACUAGACUCCAGCACGAUCUGUCGGCAAGAAGUUCCUCCGUCAGUCGCACGAUUCAGCUGCAAACAGCGAUCGACCAGGAGUCUGGGCAUGCGCAUCUAGCUUUGUCUCGAAGCUCCUAUCGCCCAUUCCAGCAUCUGACGAGGCCUUUGACGAACCGGAGUACAACUCGCUUGCGAUAUCUCGAUAAUGCCGGGUUACUACAAUUUAAAAGCGCUCAUCAAGGCUAUUCGGUCUUGUAAGACCUUGGCCGAUGAGCGCUCACUCAUCCAGAAGGAGUCAGCUGCUAUCCGUACGGCUUUCAAAGAAGAGGACUCCUUCUCACGACACAACAACAUAGCCAAGCUGCUCUACAUCCAUAUGCUCGGUUAUCCUGCACAUUUCGGUCAGAUUGAAUGUCUUAAACUUGUUGCCAGUCCUCGCUUUAGCGAUAAGCGUUUGGGAUACCUCGGCAUCAUGCUGCUGUUGGACGAGAAUCAGGAGGUUUUGACACUGGUGACAAAUUCGUUGAAAAAUGACAUGAAUCAUUCCAACAUGUACGCCGUGGGGCUCGCUUUGUGCACCUUUGCCAACAUCUCAUCCGAGGAAAUGUCGCGGGAUCUCUGCAACGAGAUCGAGAAGCUGCUCGGGAGCAGCAAUACGUACAUUCGGAAAAAGUCGGCGCUGUGUGCAUUGAGAGUGAUCCGAAAGGUUCCUGAACUUGUCGAUCAUUUCCUCGACAAGGCGAAGGGACUGCUCCACGACCGAAACCAUGGCGUUUUGCUUGCGGGGGUUACGCUUGUCACUGAGAUGUGCAGGCUGGACCGGGGCGUCUGUGAUGCGCUUAGAAAGACGGUAUCCUUAUUGGUAAAACACUUGAAGGCGUUGGUCACCACCGGCUACAGUCCAGAGCACGAUGUGAACGGGAUCACGGACCCCUUUCUACAAGUGAAGAUUCUGAGGCUCUUGCGAGUGCUUGGAAGCGGGAACGCUGAAGCGAGCGAAGCGAUGAACGAUAUCCUCGCACAAGUCGCUACCAAUACCGAUUCUAGCAAGAACGUCGGCAAUGCCAUUCUAUACGAGGCAGUUCUGACGAUUCUUGAAAUCGAAGCAGAUAGCGGUCUCAGGGUGAUGGCUAUCAAUAUUUUGGGCAAAUUCCUCGGCAACAGAGACAACAACAUUCGUUACGUUGCGCUCAACACGUUGAACCAAGUCGCGGUGACGGAAAAUGCGGUACAGAGGCAUCGCGAUGUCGUCCUAUCUUGUUUGGCCGAUGGCGAUGUCUCUAUUCGGAGAAGAGCUUUGGAACUCUCUUAUGCCCUGAUCAACGAGCAGAACGUCAAAGCCUUGAUGAGAGAACUGCUGAGCUUCCUGGAGGUUGCCGAUAAUGAAUUCAAGCUGGGUCUUACGACCCAAAUCUGCUUGGCUGCAGAGCGUUAUGCUCCUGAUAAGCGUUGGCACAUCGACACCAUGCUCAGAGUUCUUCAAGUAGCCGGAAAUCACGUCCGUGAUGAAGUCAUGUCGUCGUUCAUCCGACUCGUGUGCCAUACGGUGGAAUUGCAGUCAUACACUGUCAGCCGGUUAUUCCGGGCAUUACAGGCCGACGUGAGCCAAGAAUCCUUGACCUUGGUUGCGGUUUGGAUCCUGGGCGAAUUCGGAGAUUCUGUCCUCCAAUCUUCAUCCAACGGAAUUAUGACCGACAACUCGGAAGAGAUCUCCGACGUAGAGGUACUCGAUCUCCUCGAAAUGGUCAUCAAAUCGCCUUACGCCAAUUCUCUGAUUAGGCAGUACACCCUAACUGCGUUAUCCAAGUUUGCCAUUCGGUUAGGCGAGGCCUCGAGUCCCAAUGCGGCGAACCAAGUCGAGAGGAUUCGGGAUAUCCUGAGCAAGUAUUCUGAGAGCCAGGAUCUCGAACUCCAGCAGCGCUCAGUCGAAUUUGAAGCUCUGUUCACCAAGGGAGACCUUGUGAACGGUGUCUUGGAACAUAUGCCCGCUCCGGAAAUCCGGGCAACGAUCAUGGGUACAGUCUCCGAGAAGCGCAAUGUCGGAUCGACGCGGACCGAUACUGACUCCUUAGUGGAUCUUAUGGGCGACGACACCCAAGGACCUAAUACCGAGACGACAUCGAGCGUGAACGCCCAUGAUCUUCUGGCAGAUAUCUUUGGCGGCUCUUCGGAUCCAGCUCCGAGCGCCGUGUCGUCGAAGCCGGCCAACCCGGUCAAUGAUAUCAUGAGCCUGUUUGGCAAUUCCGACAGCGCCCGUAGCCCAGGACAAGGUCCUGGUUCCGCCGUUGCCAAUUCUGCAGAUUUGCCGUCUGGACUGCUAGCGAGCGGUUCUGCUAUGCCAUCGGGUACAUCGCAACAACAAGCCGGCAAAGACGCCCCCAAGGAGGUUCCGACACAAGCGAAAUCGACCCUUCAGCAAUACACUGCUUAUGAGAAGAAUGACUUGAAGAUUACUCUUACGCCCAAAGUCAAUCCUUCUCAGCCAGGCAUGGUUCAGAUCCUUGUUCGUUUCACGGCGACUGCCUCCGUUACGCUGGAGAAUGUGAACUUCCAGGCAGCAGUACCGAAGACGCAGCAGCUUCAAAUGCUGGCUAUGAGUAAUGGAAACGUCGCACCAGGCACGGUCGAAUCGCAACAAAUGCGCAUUAUUGCCCCGCCGGGAGCUCAGAUCAGGUUGAGACUGAGAAUCACCUUCCAGCAUGGAUCGCAGUCUAUACAGGAACAGGUGGACUUCAGCGCCUUUCCUGCCAACCUGACUCAAGGCGGAUAGCCGUCGUGUUAUAUUACGUGGUUCUGAACGUUGUAUAAUUCUGCCGAUUACUAUAGACAUGCUAGACAUGCAGCAUGCAGACAGAUUCAUCGACCCAUGACCUGG